Messenger RNA from Pestalotiopsis fici W106-1, 837 nucleotides. RefSeq lists its product as uncharacterized. Lineage: Eukaryota; Fungi; Ascomycota; Sordariomycetes; Amphisphaeriales; Sporocadaceae. The coding region runs from base 1 to 837 and encodes 278 amino acids. The transcript has a single exon. The record is from RefSeq and is a predicted model, not a curated record.
AUGGCGUCGGACGGGUUGGCAGAGUCUCAUGCCUCGGUAGUAGAGACGGUACCGAUCCCUUGGCGCGACGGCGCCCCACUGACGGUCGAGAUUCGGCGCGGCGGCAAGCAUACUCACGAUGCUGAUGAUAAUGCCGAAAUACCACAGCCGCCGGCGGCUAGUACUCGCAAUAUUUCUGUCGUCUUUGUAAACGGGCUGGGCAAGCCGAGGGCCGCGUGGAAAGAAGUCGCUGCCCGUCUACCGGCGAGUUAUACCCUGCUCAGCUACGAUCGUUUUGGUCAGGGCGACACGCCUCACCUGCCUGAUGGUGUGCCGGCUUCGUGGCACGAUGGCGCGGCUGCGGCUCGUGACCUCUACGAGCUCAUAUGUGAGCUCGGUCGGCGAGGGGAGAGGGGCUUUGAUCCAGAGACUGCCAGGAUCGUCGUCGUGGGGCACAGUAUCGGCGCGGCGAUUGUCCGCUUGCUGCUCGCUGCCGGGCGCUACGAUGGCGAGACAAAAGACUCGGACGUCCCUCAACCCGCCCGUCUGGACGUGACAGCGGCCGUCCAGGGCGCCCUCCUCCUCGACCCGAGCAUUGUCAACUCGGACUUUGUCUCGCUGUUUCCGCCGCCGACCGAGGGCGAGCCGCCGGAGCUGACGCGCACUCGCGAGGCUACCCGCCGCGUCUUCCACCCGUCAGUUCCAAACCCGGAGGGAUUCGACCGAGCUGCCUUUCUCCGUCUGUUGCCCCUCGCUGAAAAGCCUGUUCUUCCGGGUCAUCCAUACCUUACGGUUGUGGGACAUGAUCCAAAUGUCAUCUUUGGGGAGGAUGCUGAGAAGGUGAGUACUUUUGUCUGA